Messenger RNA from Punica granatum (pomegranate), 2096 nucleotides. The record is from RefSeq and is a predicted model, not a curated record. Lineage: Eukaryota; Viridiplantae; Streptophyta; Magnoliopsida; Myrtales; Lythraceae.
CAGUCAUUUGUGUGUUCAGUUCAUCCUCAUCUCUCUCUGUUUUUCCAUCUUUGCUCUGUUUUCCCCUGCCUCUGUUGUCACCAGGUAUUCCACUCGGGAGUCUGUUUUUGUCGUUAAUGUCAGCUUCUUGGGGGUUAAUUCAGAUUCGUGAACAGAGGAAGUGGGGCUUUCCCGCAACUUGCUAGAUCUGUUUUUAUGACUUUCCCAUGAAGAAUUGAGCUGACUUGAGCUCAAAAUCCUCACUUUUCGUCUCCCUCCUCUGUUUUCGGCAGCAGAAAUGGAAUCCGAUCUUCAGCAGCAGCAGCAGAUGCUCUUCCACAGCCACCAGCCACCGGCCAUGAAUCCGGGUCUCACCCGGUUCAGAUCCGCUCCCAGCUCCCUCUUCGCCAGCCUGUUCGACAGGGACUUCGGCGAGGAUUUCUUGAACCGACCCUCGAGCCCCGAGACUGAGAGGAUCCUCUCGCGGCUCAUCUCCGGCACCAUGGACGACCCUCCGCCGCCUCCAAUGCCAGCGGCGCAGAACCUCGGCAACUUCCAGCGUAACUCGCCUCCCCGGAACGACGCAGCUGCUCUCCGACCUCCACUGGCGAGGCCGGUCAAGAGCGAGGUGGAUGUUGUUCAACAGAGCAAUUUCUCCUCUGUUCCUUCUCAGGGCUACUAUCAGAGUUCUGCUCAGCCGCCUUUACCAACGAAUCGGAUUACCAACUUCGGGUCGGCGCCGAAGGUGGGGAGAGGGAAUAAUAGCUCAAAUCUCAUCAGGCAGAACAGCUCCCCCGCCGGACUCUUCUCCAAUAUCGAAAUUGAUACUGCAGGCUAUGCUACUAUGAGAGGCAUGAGAGGUAAUCUUGGUGCUGGUAGCAUGGAGACAUCCCUCCCCCCGGCAAGCCGAUUUGGUAACAACCAGGAUUCAUUAACCCGGGUUGCCUCAAUGAGCCCGAUCGCUGAGAUGGGAGACAAGAGGAUGGGAGACAACAUCGAAGAGGUUGACCCUUUUGGAGAGAGCAGCAAUUUUGUCACGGACUUUCCUAUCACUUCUUGGGACGACUCCGAGAACUACGGCUCUCUCAAGAGGGGCAGAGACGAGGACGAGAAGAACUUCUCAGGCUUGAAUGCCACUGAAGCUCUGAAUGAGGAUGUUAGGAGCAGCCAGCCGCAGAUGUUGGCUCAUCACUUGAGUUUGCCCAAAACCUCGGCAGAAAUGGCUGCUAUUGAGAAGUUCUUGCAAGACUCUGUGCCCUGUAAAAUUCGUGCCAAGCGAGGUUGUGCCACUCAUCCACGUAGCAUCGCAGAGAGGGUGAGGAGAACCAAGAUCAGUGAAAGAAUGAGGAAACUGCAAGAUCUUGUCCCAAACAUGGACAAGCAAACAAACACUGCAGAUAUGUUGGAUUUGGCCGUUGAGUACAUUAAAGACCUUCAGCAGCAAGUUAAGAUGCUCUCGGUGAAUCAGGCCGCCUGCACUUGUGCGAGUCGGCACCAGUUAUAGGCUUGUAGCAUUGAUGGCUCCGACUGCAAUGUAAGUCCACUCGUGUACAGAAUUAAUCUGAAAGUGGCAGAGUACUCGGCUUUUUCUUACCCCAGCGAAAGGGACCAAGAGCUUAGCGUAACCGAGCCGGAGCGAAGAAGCAGUAAGCUGCAAAUUACAGAUAUAGAAAGUUUGAGCUAAGAGAUUGUACAGUAACUGCUGUUAUUUAGUGAUGCUAUGUAAUUUAUGAGGGAAGGCACAUAGGGAGAAGGGGAGAGAGAGAGAGAGAGAGAGAGAGAGAGAGGGAAGGAUUGAAAUUUGUCAAAGCUUUUCAUCUGUGGGUCGGGGCAAUAAAUGCUAAAGGCUGUCAAUUGCUGAAACUGGGAGGAUAGGCCCACCAAUUCUUGUAUUUCCAUAACUGGAGGGAGACAUCAGGUGAAGUAAGGAGUCAGUUGAAGAAGAAGAUGAGAAGAUCUCUGAUCUGAGAUGGAAGGAGAGACCACCUCUUGAUUGCCUCUGUAGCAAUAAUUUUCCCUGUUAUAUUAGGACUUCAUGUUCACAUGUGGUCUCUCGUGUGUCUUGUAUUGGUUCUUUGCCCUGUUCUUCCCGAUAAGUCGACAUUUCAUUGCAUGAA